AUGCGCCGUUGGCGGUACUGCUGCGGCACUGCUGCAGCGCUGCUGCGGCUCGGGGGCGGUGGCAAUCGAAUGCUGCACGCAGCGCAUCAGCCGCAACUGGUGAGCCACGCGGUGGCGGAGUUACACAACCCGCUAAUGGAGCUGCUUUACGAUGUCGGCAGCGAUGUGUGCGGUGGCGGCUGCGCACACCGCUCAGCGACCGCACUCCGGCGCACGCGACGCCACCCGCCGCCUACACCACCCAACAUGGACGCGAUCCCAGUCUUGAUGGUGCUGCUUGUAGUGAGCAGUGCAUCGACGACGGACACUGAGCGGCGCCCGGCCCAGCAGCCGGUCAAGAGGCAGGUGCUGGGCGCGGCGGUGCUGGGCGCGACCCCGCUGGGCGCACUGGGCGCGCCUCUUGCCCCCCUGAGCGCGCCGCUCACUCCCCUGGGCGCGCAAGGCACGCCCCUCGCGCCGCUGCGCCCCGUCGCCACCUCCAUCGCCAUCGACCCCAACCCCGUGCUGCUCCGCCAAGAGGUGCCGCGGUACAUCACCAGGACCAUCACGCACAAUAUCCAGGUCCCAGUAGCGGUGCCGGUGGACCGUCCGGUGGUGGUGCCGGUGCCGCGGCCGUACCCGGUGGCCGUGGACCGGCCCGUGCCGGUGGACCGCCCGGUGCCGGUGGACCGGCCCGUGCCCGUGCCGGUGGUGCACCGCGUGCCGGUGGAGGUGACGCGGCACGUGCCGGUGUACUACGAGCGGCGCGUGCCAGUGCCGUACGCGGUGCCGGUGGAGCGGCCCGUGUACGUGGAGCGCGCUGUACCGGUGGCCGCGCCCGUGCCCGUGCCGGCGCCGGUGCCGGUGGCUGCGCCCGCGCCGCUGCUCCCCGCCGGCCUCUUCCCCAACGACCUGGCCAACUCCAUCGCUUUAUCCAACUCCGGUGCCAUAUUAAACGGUCGUUGAGUCGAUCGUACGUUUAAUGCUUAAGUAUUUAUCAGUGUAUUGAUAUUCUAAAUAAAGUUGAAUGCAAG
This is a messenger RNA of Pectinophora gossypiella (pink bollworm), 1013 nucleotides long. RefSeq names its product BCL-6 corepressor-like protein 1. Lineage: Eukaryota; Metazoa; Arthropoda; Insecta; Lepidoptera; Gelechiidae. The record is from RefSeq and is a predicted model, not a curated record. The transcript has 4 exons. The coding region runs from base 1 to 945 and encodes 314 amino acids.